ACGAAUUUCAAGUGAAAGAAACUCCAAUUACCAGUGCAGCACCCAAAAACAGACUGGCAACAGAAGCCACAAGCGGAACAAGUGAAUUACAAAAUUACAGCAGCACGGAUUGCGCAAGAUUACAAAGAAUCCAGCAGACUAUAAAAGCACCAUAGACAGCUUCAACGGAAGUUAGAUAAACGGAAGCAAUGGUCAACUAUCUACACCACUUGCAGCAGCUGCUUCUGCUGCUGUUCCUGCUGGGCAUGCUGGAAAUCGGUUUGGCCCACGAGGAUCACCAGUCGGAUACACUGCAUCGCAGCAAGCGUACUCUGACAACUAUCUGUGUGGAGAUCAAGCCCAGUGGGCCGCAGGAAGAGCCCUAUUUCAUGUGCAGGGGCACGGAUUUCUCACGUGGCAAUAAUGCUGCAACCGCAACAGCAACUGCAACAGCGGAUCAGCCGCAACCGAUACCGUAUUAUGCACAGCCAGCUGGACAAGCGAUGCCAAUAAAUGUACAGUAUGCAUCGGUGCCAUUUCCAUCGUUUCCCAGCUUUGGGGCUGGGUUUCUACCAAUUCUGCCCAGCUAUGAGGAGGCACCCAAAGCGUCGCCAUAUCAGAGUCAAACGCCAGCAGUUGAAACCCAGUUUGGAUCCACUGCUGCUGCCAUUGCGCCUGCGCCUGUUGCGCAGUCAUAUGGCCUGCCAGCAGUUCCUUACCCAGCUGCAGCAGGCCCAGCAGCAGCUAAUCGCGGAACUGCAGUUGGCCCAAGCGCAGCGCCCGCGCCCCCUCCAUAUGCUGAUGCACCGCCUCCGAAUCCGACGGCAGCGGCACACAAAUCCCAGCCAGCGUCAAGCAAGGGUCAAUCCUAUGAUGCCCUAGUGGGCAGUCGUUAUCGCGCUGCACCCGGCGAUGAUGUGAUGAACAUGCCGGAUUUGGGCUUUCGCCUCGAGGAGCUACAGCGGCGUCCCAUGGAGCCCAUGGUGGGUGCUGCACCGCCCAUGACAUGGACGCGGCGGCCACAACAAUUGCCCGUCCAAUAUGAGGAUGAUCCCGUUAUGCGCACCUUCUAUGCCAGUCAGGAGCACUACGAUCCGCAGAUGGCUCAAGCGGUGCCCAUGGAGCAACUGGUGGGACAGGCAGCGCCCGCCUAUCCACCCGCCUAUGCGGUUGCACCACCAAUACCAGGAGUUGUUGCACCACCACCGUCGCAGCCACCCGUUCCACCCGUUCCAGCUUACACAGAGAAUUCAAAGGCUACCACUGCUCCGGAUGGCAACAAUGCCUGCAAUUCGUGCAAUCGCCCCUGCUCCACUUCGGACUCGUACAAUGCGGUACCUGCUCAUUGUCCCAGCUUUCAGCCGGUCAUCAUAGCCAUGCCCUGCUAUGGCCAACAACAGCCCACACAUUAUCUGGCCGUGCCUGGCUCGGGUGCACCAGCUCCGCAACGUGAGCAGAUGCUAGGGAGUGCAUUUGGAGCACCACCAUUUGGCAUGGCAACGCCAGGCCUGGGUUCACCGUUUGGCAUGUCGCCACAUUUCGGGAUGCCUUCGCCGCAGGUGGGCUCCUCCUUUGGCAUGGCGCCGCAAGUGGGUGCUCCGUUUGGCAUGGCACCGGUGCUGAAUCCCUUUGGGCCCUUUGGCAAUCUGAAUCCGUUUAAUCCCUUUAAUAGAAUACUGGGAGCAGCUGCGCCAACGGCUCAACAGCCACGAAUGCGACUAUUUGGUGCACCCCAAGAGGCAACAACUGCCACAACAGUAACCUCACCAUCAGCCACAUUAUUUCCCAAAUCCUUUACACUUAAUUUCUCCAGCAGCACUUUAGCACCACCUACAAAAAUCAGCACGGAGCCAAAUGAGGCAAGUGUUGGUGCUACCAAUGAUCCAGAUGGAAACCAAAAAGAUAAAGACGAUGAAGACGACGAUGAUAAUGAUGAUGAUGAUGAGGAGGAGGAGACUGGAUCACAGGAAGUCACUGAUGCUCCACGUUCCUCGGGCACAACUGCAGACGUUGAUGCUUCUCUAGAUGCUGAAGUCUCCAAGUCUCUGGAAUCAAAGAAUCUCUCGGCCGAUCAGCUAUUAAACAAGGGAGAAAGUAAACUCAAAGUCGACAAACGCAAGCGGCAAAAUUCUCGCUUUGGUGGCAAUAACACCUCCCAAAAACGCAAAUAUCUUCAGCGAUUGUAGUUCUUAACUAAGUAUUACUUUAAGUAAGCUUCUAAUCUGUGCAGCAAAUCAUAAACUAAUCAUCAAUAAAGCUAAUUAUUUGUUUACCCC
Messenger RNA from Drosophila grimshawi, 2255 nucleotides. RefSeq names its product extensin. NCBI's taxonomy places the organism in Eukaryota, Metazoa, Arthropoda, Insecta, Diptera, Drosophilidae. The record is from RefSeq and is a predicted model, not a curated record. Bases 189 to 2165 code for a protein of 658 amino acids. The transcript is spliced from 2 exons.